GGGUUGCUCCUCAGACCAGGUCCGAGCGCCACAAGAGGAAGACCUCAAUCCACUCUAAUGCUCGAAGCUUAUACUUAACCCAACGUCCAGUUGAGUUUAUCCCAGUGUGUAACAACAAGUUUAUCUGAAUGGAAACAAGAAGACAGGAACUCUGAUAAGUCUUAGGUGCGAACAUCAACUGUAGUGCAAACGUCAACUGACCGUCCACCUACAUCAUCGCUACUGAGACAGUUUAAUACAGUGAUUUACUGAACACUUUAGUGGCCUGCAAGACAAAGGUGACCACCUUCACGAACAAGUCUAGAAAAAGACUGUUUGUGGUGUCAACAUCUCGAGGACUCUACCAACGCCUACCAACCCCCUCUCCUCCUCCUCCCUUCUUCCCCACCUCCUUCAGUAGUGGCUGGUACGCCUAGCCUGUAGAAGUAGCAUCAUGAUUGCCACUGAUCUUCGACGGGAGUCCCUCAAGGCUACAAAGAACGUCCUCGGCUCCCUCAACUCUGCCAUCGCGGACUCACUCGCCCACGGCAAACGGAGUGACAUGCGGCUAAGACUCGGUUGGCUGCGGCGUCGUGGUGAGGCUCAAGUCAGUGUCCGACCUCAACCUGAAGAAGUACAGGGGUGGGCAGAGAGUUUCCACAACCUCAUGGCCUCAAAAUACGGCCAGGCACUCUUCAAGGCCUUCCUCCAGCGAGAGUUUAGCGAAGAGAAUGUGGAAUUCUGGCUAGCUGUAGAAGACUUCAGGAAGACACGGGCGGCCAAGAUGACUUCUAAAGCCACCAAGAUCCAUUCUGACUACGUGGCGGUCCAGUCCCCUAAGGAGAUAAACCUGGACCCCGGUACCCGAGCCCAGAUCGCCAAAUCUCUCGACUGCCCUGAUAAGUACAUCUUCGACGCGGCGCAGAAGAGAGUCCAGGCACUGAUGGAGUCUGAUGCAUACUUACGGUUCCUUCAGUCUGAACUGUACAAGGAGCUCCUCCACCCAGAAUCCUCACCCUCUAACCCCGAGACGUUAUAGGGCCUUCUUGAGGAAAUGUCGCUUAUCUCUGAGGAGGACCUUGACCAGCAGUCGUCGUCGUCUUUACAUACACCAUCGAGGUGAUGAGUUAUGGGACCAGGUUGUUCUCCGGCAGCUACAGCAGCUACUUGAGGCCUCUUGAGUGACUAGUCGAGUCCUGGCCUCGUCAAAGGUUGCGGCCGUGCUGCCCACGUCAUCAUUCCUGUGUGCAGUUAGCGUGUGGAAGCGGUUGCUGAUGUGUGGAUGAUGUGGAACAACAUAAGUUAUUAUUAAACUCGAAGUUCAGUGAUAUUCUUAUUAAAUUUGAUGUAUUUAAUAAUUUAUGAUAUUUUUUUGUAUAUUUAUUUGGUGAAAAAUAUUCUUGUAUGGGAAGUUAUAUUUGUAAAUCUUAUUAAGAAAAGUUUUGAAAAAAUUAUGUUAUCUGUUACCUGAACGCUUCCCAGUCUUAAUUUAGUGAGGCAAGUGUUGAUAAUGUUAUGAUGAUAAAACUACCAAGUACUGUGAAAAUAUACACACGAUGGACGUACGUCACUGUUACCGUUGUACGUGUUGUACUCUACUUGGUGGAGCACUGGCAGGGGCCGGAACACCAGUGUCCGUGGAUGACACUCAGCCCCGGGCUCUGGUGUUCCUUGCCUGUCACGCUCUCUUCCCUUCCCCCCUAGGCCGCCAGCACCACGGCGGCCACCCUGACUGUGAUACCCGGCCGGGCACUGGCGUGGGCCUGUGUGGACGUAGCUAGUCAUGGUGAGGCCCAGAGCGGUUCGGGCCCACCACAGGCCCGGGGCACCACUGUUGUACCCUUGAGCCAACCUCUGUACCAAAGACUUUUCUAAGAAACUGUGUCAGUAAGCUUGAAUCGAGCUCCGAAUGUGUAAUAUAUUUCUUAUUAUAUUUUGUAGUGGUAAAUUGAUGCUACCUUGUUCUACAAGUCAGAUUAUGUAUGCGUAUUUUCCGCAUGAUUCGUACUGGAGCGGCCAUGGCCAAGUUCCCGAGUGUCAAGACAUGUACGAAUGGGCUGAACAUCUGCCCAGGCAGCAGCGGUCACUUAGGCCGACACCUGCGCCUACAGCUGUUACUCAACGCCCAUGUGGGCGUCCAGCUACACUUGUUUACCACCCCCAAACCUCAGUUUCAUGAGGAAUCAGUGUUCAUGCGUGAUACGCAGCUUUGUUGUACCGUAGGUUGCAGAUAGCAACUCACCAGCGUCGGAAAGCUUUUAGACGUCUCCAGGGACCUGACUCAUGUAGGUCCUGCUGGUAGACACCAUGCUUUAAAGACUUAAUUUAUUGAUUAAGUUAUUGAUACUGUUAAGCUUAAGAUGACCAUUGUAACCUUUGGAGGGAGGCGCGCGGGCGUGUAGGGAGGCGUGGGGUGUAGUGAUGGUAACACACACCCCCGCCGCCCACAGCCCGCACCACCUGUCCACACAUGGUAAUGAUAGAUGUUACCAAAUGUUGAUCACAUUCCACAACCCGUCAUAAAGUACCUCUGAUAUGGUGAAUGAUUAUAUUUUAUUUAAUCAAGUUUGACUGUCGAAUGUUGAGAUUCAUGCCCCCCCCCACUGC
Homarus americanus (American lobster) is the source of this 2586-nucleotide messenger RNA. Its product is annotated as regulator of G-protein signaling 2-like. The record is from RefSeq and is a predicted model, not a curated record. NCBI's taxonomy places the organism in Eukaryota, Metazoa, Arthropoda, Malacostraca, Decapoda, Nephropidae. Bases 434 to 1018 code for a protein of 194 amino acids. The transcript has 4 exons.